AUGGCGAGCGGAUAUGUCCCCCAAAUGGAGAAAAUGGCCGGUAUGAGCAUUAGCGAGCAGCGCGUGUUCACUAGCGACCAUGUUGACGGCGAUGCGCAUGCCAAAAGCUCCUCGACAGACAAGUGUCCUAGCGACAUCACGAUGAACACUUUGGUCGAUUCACAAGCUUCGAUCACUGCAGUCCCUCCGGUUUCUCGGGACAUUGAUCCCGAACAGCCCAAGGGUCCGGCGGAGAUGGAGGCUGUCACCGUUGUUUGGACACAGGGGUGGCUGGUGGGCGCUUAUGCUGCCAUCAUGCUUAUCUCGUUCAUCAACUCGCUUCAGCAGCAGGCCAACUACUCCUGGCGACCCUAUGUUACCUCGGCGUUCCAGCAGCACGGCUUGACUGCUAUGACUGACAUUGUAGCCAACAUUGUUGGUGGUGUCUCCAAGCUGCCGUUGGCCAAGUUCAUCGAUCUCGUGGGUCGACCUCAGGGAUUCUUGCUGUGCUUAGCAUGCAUCGUCAUUUCCCUUCUACUCAUGGCGUUGUGUCAAAACGUGCAGACAUUUUGCGCUGCACAGGUCAUCUACUGGAGCGGCAUGAACGGGGUUGACUACGUCUUCAACAUUUUCAUUGCCGACACUUCUCUCAUGCAGAAUCGCCUCAUUUGGAUGGCUUUCACAGGGUUCCCCUACAUUAUCAACACCUUUGCUGGACCCGCCGUUGGGCAAGCCUAUCUCGAUCGCCUCAACUGGCGCUGGGGCUAUAUCACAUUUGUCAUCCUCACGCCACUCUUUUCACUCGCAUUCUGGCUCGUCUUCUUCUUGAUGGGUAGGCGUGCAAAGAAGAUGGGUGUCAUCAAGCGUGAGAAGAUUGGCAGGACCGUGCUGCAGAGCAUCCGUUUCUGGUGCAUCGAGUUUGACGUGAUCGGCAUUCUGCUCAUCUGCUCCGGCUUCUCGCUCGUCCUUCUCUGUUGGCCCCUCGUUAAAUACCAGGCAAAUGGUUUCGCAUCUGCACUGUUCCUUUGUAUGCUCAUCGUCGGCCUUUUCUUCAUAGGACUCUUUGUGGUCUGGGAGCGCUUCUUUGCUCCAAAGACUUUCUUCCCGUUCCACUUGAUGAAGAACCGCUCUGUUGUCGCGGCGUGCUUACUGGGUGGGAAUUCGUGGAUCGCUUUCUACUCGUACAAGAUGAUGUAUUCAUCUUACCUCCAGGUCGUCUUCCAGCUUUCCGUCUCAAAGGCAGGUUACAUUACCAACAUCUUCAACAUCGUCUCCUGCACUUGGGCCAUUCUCAUCAGUUUCGUCAUGAAGUACACCGAUACGUUCAAGUGGGGAGGUAUGAUCGCUGUUCCUGUCCAGAUUCUCAUGACCGGUCUAUUGGUAUAUCUCCGUGCGCCAGGCACCAGUAUCGCACUACUGGUCAUGGUUGAGGUUUUCAAUGCCAUGGCAAGUGCGAUGCUCCUAAACGUCGAGCAGAUCGCCAUCAUGCUUGCUGUGCCCCACGAAGAGGUUGCUGUCGGUUUUGCACUCCUAAACGUCAUUACUGCGGUUGGUGGUGCCGUCGGUCAAUCCAUCGGCGCCACUGUCUGGUCCCAGGUUGUGCGCAGCAAGAUUGAGCAGUACCUCCCCGAUACUUCCAAAGGCCGCGCCAAGGAGAUCUAUAGCGACAUCACGAUCCAGCUGGCAUUGCCAUGGGGUUCUCCGGAGCGAGAGGCGGUAGUGAUGGCGUUCGCUGAUGCGCAGAAGGUUAUGCUGAUCAUCGGCACCUGUGCGCUCGUGCCCUGCUUGAUCUGGGUAGCUAUGCUCAAGGACUCUCGCAUGAGCCUGGGCAACACAAGGAAGGGUCUGCAAGCUUGA
This is a messenger RNA of Pyrenophora tritici-repentis Pt-1C-BFP, 1836 nucleotides long. Its product is annotated as ProP, Permease major facilitator superfamily. Lineage: Eukaryota; Fungi; Ascomycota; Dothideomycetes; Pleosporales; Pleosporaceae. Gene Ontology annotation, biological process: transmembrane transport. Gene Ontology annotation, cellular component: plasma membrane. The record is from RefSeq and is a predicted model, not a curated record. Gene Ontology annotation, molecular function: transmembrane transporter activity.